Molecule: messenger RNA, 3255 nt
Organism: Gigantopelta aegis
Lineage: Eukaryota; Metazoa; Mollusca; Gastropoda; Neomphalida; Peltospiridae
Product: squamous cell carcinoma antigen recognized by T-cells 3-like
Exons: 22
Coding region: 32-2758 (908 amino acids)
Biological process (GO): RNA processing
Molecular function (GO): protein binding; RNA binding
Source: RefSeq, a predicted model, not a curated record
CGUUACGUCAACGUAAACUGUAUGGCGGAAAAUGUUUGUGGGAAACAUGGAUCAGUCAGACAGCAAUGAAGUAGGAGAGACAGAAGAGGUCAUGGAACAAGAAGAUGACAGCAGUGCAUCUGAGAGCGAGGAAGAAAACUAUGAAAAAGAAAUUUUAGAAAUUCAGGAAAAGCUCAAGCAAAGCCCAUAUUCCUAUGAUCUUCAUGUUCAGUUGAUAAAGGUUUUGAGUCAGGCAGGUGAAUUAGAUCCACUUAGAGAAGCAAGAGAACACAUGAGAAGCAUUUAUCCUCUUACAGAAGAAUUAUGGUUAGACUGGCUCAGAGAUGAGAUAAAAGUUUCCUCAACCAAUGAAGAUCGAGAAAAGAUUGAAAACUUAUUUGAAAAGGCUGUGUUAGAUUAUCAGUCCGUUCCUCUGUGGCUUGAGUAUGUGCAAUUCUGUAUUGGAGGCAUGGGCUCUGAUGAAGGAAUAAAAAAGAUUCGCUCAGUGUUUGAAAAGGCACUAACAGCAGUUGGUCUUCAUGUUAGUCAGGGAAACAACAUUUGGGAAGCAUAUAGAGAAUUUGAAAAUGCUUUGUUAACUCAGUUGCUGCCACAGCCAGGCACAGAAGUUACAAAGGAUCAAGAAGAUGCAUUCAACGUUCAGAACAAGAGACUGGAUUCCAUAUUUAAAAGACAGCUAGCUAUUCCACUCUUAGGAAUGGAGGAGACUCUACAGGAGUACAAGGACUGGAGUGGCUGUGAGGUGGACCAGAAGACAAUGAGGGCGUACAGUAAAGCCCUUGUAAUGGUGAAGAAACUCACUCCCUUGGAAGAUGCUCUGUCCAGUGCUGCCAGUCCUAGAUGGAAGGAAUACCAAGCUAUUAUUGAGUUUGAAAAGAAGGAGGGUGACCCAGUGCGAAUACAGUUGGCGUUUGAGAGAGCAAUACAGGAAAACUGCCUGAGUCCUGAUAUUUGGAGUCAGUACACUAAGUAUUUGGACUUCAGUUUGAAAAUUAAGUCUAUCAUCCUGCCUGUGUAUGAACGAGCUCUUCGGAACUGUCCCUGGUCUUCACCACUCUGGCAGAACUACUUGCUGGCUCUCGAGAGACACGGGGAAAGCUUUGACAAGGUUAAAGAAACUGUGGACAAGGCACUGAUGGCUGGCUUCACACAAAGCGCGGACUACCUGCUGGUGUGGACAACGUACUGUGACUUUCUGCGCAGACGGAUUGACUGGAACACAGAUCACAAGAGUGAACUUGAUUUAUUCAGAGAAACGAUAGCAUCAGCCAUUGACCACUUGACAGAAAAUUUUGGAAAAGAGGGUGAUCCAAAUGGAUUUCUUCGAAGUUACUGGGCUCUGAUUGAAGCAAAAUUCUGCAAGAACAUGGAAAAGGCUCGUGAACUGUGGAAUGGAUUGAUGACUGAAGGGCAUGGCAAUACAGCAGCCAUGUGGCUUGACUAUUACAGAUUAGAUAGGGCCUAUGGGAAUAACAACAAACAUUGUCGCAGAAUCCUACAGAAAGCUGUCAACUCUGUCACCGACUGGCCGGAGAGUAUUGCUGAAGCAUAUGUUAACUUUGAAAGAGAGGAAGGUACCUUAGAACAGUUUGACCAGGCUGUAGCCAAGUGUGAGAGUCAGCUGCAGAGGAUUAAAGAAAGAAAGGAACAGGCUGCAGAAAAGGAACAUGAGGAAAGUCAGAAGUCUGGUAAAGCGGGAAAGAAAUUCACCAAGAAUGCAGACAAGUCUACUAACAAAGGAAAAAAGACAUCUCCUAAAAUGGAUAAAUCAGCUGUUCGUGGGAACGAUGUGUCAAGACAGGAACAGUCAACCACAGUAAAGAGAAAGAUUGAUGAAUCUGGAGACGGACUAAAAGAUGACGAAAGUUUCAAAGUCCCAAUGCUUCCAGGAUUCAAAGGUGAACCUCCAACUAAAAAAACAAAAACAGAAGAUGCGGCAAGGGAAAGUAUGAUCGUGCAACAUGAUUCCUCCAAAAAUAUCCGAACAGUAUUUGUCAGCAACAUACGUUUUGACCUAGACGAAGACAGAAUCAAAGAAAUAUUUUCCAAGUGUGGCAACAUCACUGAUGUUCGACUGGUUAAGAACUUUAAGGGAAAAUCAAAAGGAUAUGCUUACGUUGAAUUUGAAGAUGAGCUCUGUGUUACGCCAGCCCUUGCCAAAGACCGAGAAAUGGUUGAAGGUCGCCCCAUGUUUGUUUCAAGGUGUGAAGAUAGACAGGGUGCCAAAGCAGAGUUUAAGUUUUCUACAGAUAUGGAAACAAAUAAGUUAUUUAUAAAAGGUCUUCCAUUUACCUGUACAGUGGAGGCUUUAAGAACAAUAUUUAGUCAGCAUGGAGAACUGAAGGAUGUCAGACUUGUGACGUACAGGAAUGGAACUCCUAAAGGCUUGGCCUAUGUUGAGUACUGUGAUGAGUCACAUGCUGCCCAUGCUGUACUGAAAACCGACGGUAUCAUGAUUGGAGAACACCAGAUCUCGGUGGCAAUCAGCAAUCCACCUGCGAGGAAAAUGCCCGAGACCAUUAAAGGUGAAGGUGACAGAGUUCCUUCCCUUGGAGGAGGCAAGAAGGAAAGUGAAUUUCGAGGAAAAGCUCGAACACAAGUAUCCCUGAUACCCCGGUCUUUACAGCACCCACAGUCAUCUUCCCAGACUACGGUAAACACGAAAUCAGUAGACAAACAGUCUGUGGCAAAUGGACAAUCUUCAUCUAACAAGUCAAUGAGCAAUGCAGAUUUCAGAAACAUGUUACUUAAAAAGUGAGGUGUCAAGAAGAUUUUUUCAUUUUCAUACUGAAAUUCGUCAUCAUCAAUCAUCAAUAUACUUUCCUUUGACACCCAGUGGCCGAUGCAUAUUUCGUGCUGGGGUGUGAUUCAUUCAUUUAUUUGUGUCAGUAAGUGCGAGGUCUGUGCAUUGUUCACUUGUUAUAUGUUAUAAUAGUAGGACCUACAUAAGUGCUUGUCAUCAUGAUCAAUGGCUUGUUGGUGAUGAAGAUAAUUCUAGCUUGGAAUUUAUUUUUUGUGGGAAAACGUUUUUAUAGAAUUGUGGUACUGUUGUUCUUGAAUAUUGUUUCGAGUCUUUCAUGAAAACAUUGAAAGACAGUUUAGUUUCUAGUGGCAACACUAAAUAUGUUUUUGAGGUCUAUGUCUUUCCAAGCUUUUGUUAUCAAAAGGUUAAAAAAAAAAUCAAGUGACACUGCAAGUGGUCAUGAAAUAUUUUCUAUUGUACGAAUGAUCUGUAUAAAAUGGUUAUUCAUUAAA